This is a messenger RNA of Haemonchus placei, 456 nucleotides long. Lineage: Eukaryota; Metazoa; Nematoda; Chromadorea; Rhabditida; Trichostrongylidae. The record is from the annotation of a GenBank genome assembly.
AUGUGUCACAUUCAAAUGUUGCUUUUCGCAAUAAUUACUCUUCUUGUAACAAUCUCCUCCGUCAAGGGCUCGGAAACUCCCCUUAACGAAAAAGAAACUUUCAAGACGCUCAACAGCAUGUACACCAAUGACCUGGUAUGGAGUGAUGAAUGGGCGGAAAAGGCACUGGAUUGGCUAAACUCACCAGAACAACGAGACAGUAUAAAUGCUGAUAUGGCCGUUGGAGGAAGAGGUUUAAUUGUGAAUGCGGACGAGAAAGCAGUCUGGCAAAAAAUACUCGACGUCUUAGAAAUACAUUUUGAUGAAAAGGAAGCAGAAUUUUCUUCACCUUUGCCUUGGGGUAAAAAAGUUAACAAGAAGAAAUUCGCUAGCUACAACGUGUUCCAAUCAACUCAUUCAGUAUUCGAACUGAUAAUGGAUGAAUGCGAUGGAAUGGGAACAAUUGAUCCUAACUGA